Messenger RNA from Mytilinidion resinicola, 2312 nucleotides. RefSeq lists its product as uncharacterized. Lineage: Eukaryota; Fungi; Ascomycota; Dothideomycetes; Mytilinidiales; Mytilinidiaceae. Gene Ontology annotation, biological process: regulation of DNA-templated transcription; DNA-templated transcription. The transcript is spliced from 8 exons. Bases 112 to 1995 code for a protein of 627 amino acids. Gene Ontology annotation, cellular component: nucleus. The record is from RefSeq and is a predicted model, not a curated record. Gene Ontology annotation, molecular function: transcription cis-regulatory region binding; zinc ion binding; DNA-binding transcription factor activity, RNA polymerase II-specific.
CGGUCCGUGGCCACAUAUCUCUAACACCGUAUCUCGGUCCAGUGAAACUUGCGACUCUUCUUCUCUCUCCUUUCAUCAAGUUUACAUUGAAUUGGCUUCCACUAUGGCAGAAUGGAAGCUAGUCAGCCUCAACAGACUCCAUCCGCAUCAGUCCGAAAGAAACCAGCAUGCGCAGAAUGCAGACAGCAAAAGAUGCGAUGCGAAAGCGAUGCAAGCACCUUAGACCCGCCAGCUUGCUCACGCUGCUGCCGGUUGAAGAUCCCAUGCGUCUUUUCGGCACCGUUCAAGAGGACGCAUAAGCGGAAACGGCUACAGGAGCUUGAGGAAGAGACUACUGCUUUGAAACGCCAGCUAUUGUCUGUUUCUCCAACAGCACCUGCAGAUCCUCUCCCUAGUGGAAACGCUCUGCCUCCACAUCAGCCUCCACGACAGGAAGAGAAUACCGACGUCUCGCAGAACCCUGUAGCCAAGAUAAUAAGUCGUAAUGAGCCACCUGCUAACAAUGAUCCGACGUUUUCGAGAACUAUUGAUGGAAUAGAGCUUGCCUCUGGCAUCAUUGAUGACUGCUUUGAAUUAUAUUUCAAAGACUAUCACUCCAUGCUCCCAAUCCUCGAUCGUAGUCUCCCCCCAAACACGUUCUACCAGCAUGCCCCAUUUCUGUUCUGGGUCGUUGUCUCCAUCGGAUCUCGAAGAUACACGCGGCAACCUACCCUUACUCAAGCCUUAGCUCUACCCGUGACUCAACUAGCUGCUCAGUCGAUAAUCCUUCGAUGCAAACCAAUCGAGCGUAUUAAAGGCCUGAUACUUCUUCUCAACUGGCCAUUCCCUUCCGGUCCAUUCUAUCGUGAUCCAUCUUUUCUUCUUAGCGGUACUCUGAUGCAUAUGGCGAUGCAGUGUGGUCUGCAUGCACCUACUUUUAGUCAAGAGUUCUCAAAAACAUAUCUCAAGUCACCUGAACAGGAGCCUGUGCGAAAAGCAGAGAUGUGGGUUUAUGUUGUCAUUACAUACCAACGGACCUGCUUUGGUAGUGCGCAAGCAAACUUGGUUUCAUACGAAAUAUAUAACGAGCAAAGUCACUUCAAAACCUUACUUGAGAAGCUACCGGCAACAUUAAGAAUACAAAACCAAAUCAGUAACAUCAUCACCUGCGCCCAUAAAGCCUUACUAGAUCUUGGGCUUCUAACAAUGACCCUGCAGCAGGAGCGUACAAUGGACGCGCUUUUGAAGGGAUUCAAUACAGAGUUAGAUAGCUUAGAGAAUCUAACGCCAUCGAUCUGGGACCGCCUCUACAUAGCCACUGCUCGUCAAGAACUUGUCGUAAUGCACUUCUACAAGUCUGCAACAACCCUAGAUAUGCAAUCUUGCAUCUCAAUCUUCAACGCCAUAUCAAGUGUCCUCGAACAGAUCGGCGACCUUGACAGAGAGCACGGCCUCCACCGCCAGUGCACAAGGUUCCUUGUAGCAACCACAAUGUUGAGCUUGGCCAGCAUGGUUCGCAUCCUCAGAGGCCCAUUUGCAGGAUAUCUCGACCAAAAUCGCGGGUUCAAUCUCUUUCGCGCCGGUGUUGUUUUUACGCGGUCUUGUUCCGUCCAGAAAGGGGACUAUGCAGAGAGAAACGCGGCAUUUGCGGAGAGGAUGUGGAAGAGCGAUAAAGUGUUUCGCAACCCCGAUGGAUCGAUUAAUAUUUCUCUCCGUGUGAGGAACCGUCUUUCGGGUGGCCCAUUGCUUGAUGCUAUUGGAUGCUGGAAGGAAGAAUUCUUUGAUGCCGAGUGCACGCAUCCUACCCCUGCUAUUGAUAUUGGGACCGUUGCACCCUCAAGCACGACUGUUGGACUCGACGCUACGCUUAGUCCAAAUUUGGACCCUGGUGGCGCUCUGUCUAACCUGUCUGCAGCGCCAGAGUUCUUGCUAAAUGAUGAGCUUUGGGGAGAUCUAGACCUAGGUCUGAGUGACAAUUGGUAUGAGGCUGGGUCGAGUAUGAGCUGGAUGGCUUGAAUGGUGUAGGUACUUCUUCGAACAUUGUUUUGUUUAGAGCUUGAGUCAACACCCGCCAAUUCGACGGCGGAACACUCCCAUUCCCCUAUAACCUUCCUCGACGCCUUGGGCAUGAAGAGCGCAUACUCCACCAAUCUGAACACUCCCUCCAAACUGCGGUAUCAUCGGAUGGUCGGCUCUCGUGCGAUAGAUGUCGGAGACUCCUCCGCAGGUCCGCGUUGGAGCUGCUACCUUCGUCUUUCUAUCGCUUUAUGUAGGUGGUGCUAUGGCCAUCGCCAUAGAAAACAGUGAUUCCUAUUCCUGCGGGGUUACCGGUG